Hippocampus zosterae (dwarf seahorse) is the source of this 1408-nucleotide messenger RNA. RefSeq names its product thioredoxin domain containing 9 (gene txndc9). Gene Ontology annotation, cellular component: cytoplasm. Gene Ontology annotation, biological process: microtubule cytoskeleton organization. The transcript is spliced from 5 exons. The record is from RefSeq and is a predicted model, not a curated record. Lineage: Eukaryota; Metazoa; Chordata; Actinopteri; Syngnathiformes; Syngnathidae. Bases 271 to 939 code for a protein of 222 amino acids.
UGUUUUUAGCUGAUUCCUUCGUAAAAAACUUACAUAAACCCGGUCAGUGGCGCCACGAUACAUUGCCGUAGCUUAUAUGUUUAGGGUUUUCUCGCAAGCAUCUUGAUAUUUUGGGUGGAAGCCAAAUGAGACUAACAAAUGGCCUCACUCGGUAACUGACAACUGCUAAGAAGCUAUCGUAGAGGCGUGUCCCUGGUUAUCUACGGGCUUUGUACGUCGGUGGUUCACAUAUUCUACAUUGUCCAUAGGUCCGACACAGCACGGGCAACCAUGGCCACCGACAUGAUCGAAAACAUCACAAAGGUUCUGGUGCAGUCUGCCAAGUUGGUAGAGGAUCAGGUGGAUACGGAGUUGACCAAACUUAACGAAAUGGACGAAGACGACUUUGAAAAAAUGAGGGAACGACGAUUAGAGGCACUCAAGAAAGCCCAGAAACAGAAACAGGAGUGGUUGUCUAAAGGACACGGAGAGUACCGUGAAAUUCCCAGUGAGAAAGAGUUCUUCGGUGAGGUGAAGGAGAGCAAGAAAGUUGUGUGUCAUUUCUACAGAAACUCCACUUUCAGAUGUAAGAUCGUGGACAAACACUUGGCCAUCCUGGCAAAGAAGCACGUCGAGACCAAAUUCAUCAAACUCAGCGUGGAGAAAGCACCCUUCCUUGCUGAGCGGCUGCGCAUCAAGGUCAUCCCCACCCUGGCGCUGUUCAUUGACGGAAAGUCGAAGGACUACGUGGUAGGCUUUGGCGACCUGGGGAACACCGACGAGUUCACCACCGAGAUGUUGGAAUGGCGGCUGGGCUGCGCCGAUGUUAUUAACUACAGUGGUAACCUGAUGGAGCCGCCCACAUCCACACAGAAGCCUCACUCCAGGUUCACCAAAGUGGAGAAAAAGACCAUCAGGGGCCGCGGCUACGACACGGAUUCUGACGAUGAUGACGACUGAGGGACGCUGACAGCCGUCUUGGUUUCUCUCUCUGGGCUACCUCCUUUAUAACAUCUGUCAACCAGCCCUUUUUCUCUUUUAUCACUGUGUUCUUCAGUAUUUGUUCAAAUGUUUUCAUUAGUAAAAGAAAAUGACUUCAAAUAAGAUGAUGUCAUACUAAACUGGGGCCUCACCUAUCAGUGUUUGUAGGAUUCUUAGAAAGUGUACGUAUGCACAAAAGCUGAAAAUGGCGUACAACUAGUGCAAAAAAAUACAUUAGACCUAUCAAAUUGUGGGCAUCACAAAUUUGGGGUAAAUAAUUUUUUUGUAAUAGUUGAACAUUUUAUAAUUGUGUAUCAAGUUGUUUUCUCUUAACUGUCAUAUUCAAUUGUACUUUUAACUAUUAGAAAUUUUUAAAAAUGUAGCAGUGAAUGUAACAAAAUCUAAUUAGAGCAUACAAAUUAAAAAAUGAUUCAACUUCUAACACAAA